Messenger RNA from Stegodyphus dumicola, 3697 nucleotides. Its product is annotated as solute carrier family 12 member 2-like. Gene Ontology annotation, biological process: sodium ion homeostasis; potassium ion homeostasis; chloride ion homeostasis. Gene Ontology annotation, molecular function: sodium:potassium:chloride symporter activity. Lineage: Eukaryota; Metazoa; Arthropoda; Arachnida; Araneae; Eresidae. Gene Ontology annotation, cellular component: membrane. The record is from RefSeq and is a predicted model, not a curated record.
GGUGCCUUUUUCUCCAGUUUCCGAUGUAUGAUUGGAAGGUAGUGGAUACCAUUCCCCCUUCGUGGUCGCUCGUUGUCCAAAAUCUCUUCGUCUUCAGAGAGACUAUCUUCGCAUUGAGAAUACUGUGCUUCUACCCUUCGUACUUAAAAGUUAUUUAGUUCAAAAUGAGUCCAUAAAAGAAAAAUUACAAUGGAAUGUUAUUCCUAAUUUCGGGAUUCAUAGACGACUAAGAAAACUUUCACCGAUUGUGCCAAAACUGAAAGUUUUAAUAAAAGCAUGGAAUCUGACGGAAGUACAGGUAAUUUUGGGAGCAGGUUCCGGAUAUCUGUCGUCGGUAGUGAUAAUCCAGCUUUUGAUGCGGAAGACAACGAGGCGCAAGCAGUUUCAAACAACAAGAAACCUAGUCGGUUGAGCUUACCAGAUGUUUUUGCUUCUAUAAUUCCAGGCCGACGAAGAUCAUCUUCUCUAAUAAUCACAGAUAACAAUGAAAAUGCUUUGGGAAAAAAUAGCCGAGCCAAUUCUAUAUUUUCUGAAUUCUUCAAAGAUUCUGAAGACAGUAUUAUGGAUUACAAUCAAGAGGCCGCACCUCGAUUGGAAAAUUAUCGGAAUUCCUUGACUAUGCACAAAUACAUGAUUAGACCUUCCUUAGAUGAACUUCACGAAGCCCACCAGGAAAGUCAUCCAUACCUUUCUUCGGGCAAAGGGGAAGAUAAAGGAGCUGUCAAGUUCGGAUGGAUAAAAGGCGUAUAUAUAAGAUGUCUGUUGAAUAUAUGGGGCGUCAUGCUUUUCCUUCGCAUGGGUUGGAUGACAGGACAAUGCGGAAUAAUUCUCGCCAUCGUAAUUGUUUUUCUGUCCACUGUGGUUACUAUAAUUACAACCUUAUCAAUGUCGGCUAUAUGUACCAACGGCGAUGUGCGAGGAGGAGGAGCUUAUUAUCUCAUCUCCCGCAGUUUAGGGCCGGAAUUCGGAGGUGUUGUAGGCAUUCUUUUGUUUCUUGCCAAUGCAGUGUCUGGAGCUAUGUAUAUAAUAGGAGCUGGAGAAGCCAUACGAGACAUUUUAAGAGAAUUUCACACAGGACUUGUAGAAUAUCCAAGCGGCAUAAAUGAUAUUCGCCUGACCAGUGUUAUCUGUUUGCUUCUCAUGAUGUCUAUCACUGGAAUAGGCAUGGCCUUUGAGAAUAAAACGCAGAUGCUCUUACUAGUAAUUCUGCUAGUUGCUAUGAUGGAUUAUUUUGUUGGAGCAUGUUUUCCACCCACUUUGGAACAGAAAGCCGAAGGAUUUUGGGGAUGGAAUGUGGAUGUCGCAGUUUCAAACAUGGGACCCGAUUUUCGAAAUGAAAAUUUUUUCAGCGUUUUUGCAGUUUUCUUCCCUUCUGUGACUGGUAUACUGGCCGGUGCAAAUAUUUCAGGAGACCUCAAAGAUCCUUGUAGUGCUAUUCCUAAAGGAACUCUUUUAUCGAUUUUGACAACUUCACUGAGUUAUGUUCUUCUUAUUAUUUGGCUGGGUUUCACAACUGUUCGGGAUGCAACUGGGGAUAUCCAAGACUACAUCAAUGAAACUUUACAGAAUUGCACUCUGACACCCUGUGAAUACGGAUUGCAAAAUGAUUAUCAGGUUAUGAAGCUCGCUUCCGCCUUUCCUCCUUUGAUUUACGCAGGUAUUUUCGCCGCCACUCUCUCAUCGGCACUUGUAUCCAUUGUCAGUGCGCCAAGAAUUCUUCAGGCUUUAUGUUUAGACGGCCUCAUUCCAUCAUUGACGUGGUUAGGUAAAGGUUAUGGUGCUGACAAUGAUCCUAGGCGAUCUUUGGCUUUGACUUUCGUAAUAGCUGUGGUCUUUACAUUAAUCGGGGAUCUGAAUGCUGUAGCCCCGAUUAUUUCUAAUUUCUUCAUGGCAGCUAACGGUCUCAUUAAUUUUUCAUGCUUUCAUGCAUCUUAUGUCAAAUCUCCAGGAUUUCGACCAGGUUUCCAGUAUUAUAAUCUAUGGCUGAGCCUUUUAGGGGCUUUGCUAUGCUUUGUUAUUAUGUUUGUUAUGAACUGGAUAACUGCUCUCGUCACCGAUGUCGUGGUGAUUGCACUUUACAUCUACCUAUCCAAGACAUGUCCAGAUAUAAAUUGGGGUUCAUCUUUUCAAGGCUACGUGUACAGAAACGCUCUUCAUCACCUUAACAAACUUUCAAGAGUCGAAGAACAUGUAAAAAAUUACAGACCAGCGGUCUUAGUUCUUUCUGGCAACGCAAGUAGUAGACCUCAGUUAGUAGACCUGGCAGGACAUUUCACUAAGGACCUCGGUCUUCAAAUAUGUGCUCGCAUCUCAAAGGAAUCGAAGAGCUGGCAGGAUCGGCGACUUCUGAAUGAAAUGAAUUCCAAGUGGCUUACAGAAAGAAAGGUUAAAGCGUUCUUUUGCUUAGUUGAAGCAGACACCUUUCUAAAUGGUGUCUGUAGUCUGAUUCAGACAGCCGGUAUAGGUAAAAUGAAGCCCAACAUUCUAAUGGUGGGAUUUAAAGAAAAUUGGAAAACAUGUGAUGCCAAAGAGACAUUGGAAUAUUUUGACAUAAUUCAUGAAACUUUAGAUGCCCAUUUAUCGUUAUGUAUUUUGAGAGUGCUAGGAGGAACUGAUUAUUCCUUGCAUUUUGAUACUGAGGAGGGUCUGCCUGUGGUGUCUGGACAUGAAAGAAAAGGGAAAGCUCGAAAAAAGCAAAAAUCGCAAUGUACGAAAUUACCACUAGAAACUGUACUUGAAGAACCAUCUUAUAUAGAAGGAAAUUCUGCUCCUCCAUCAUAUGCAAAUACAAUUACAAAACACACCGAGCUGUCUACGUCAGACUUUGCUGCAGCUGUAUGCAAAGAAUUACAGAUUGAAGAACACUCAGUGCAACUAGAAGAAAAGGAAAUAUAUGCUCGCACAAAGGAUCAUUUUAACCACAUCAUGGCUAACACAUUUCAUCACAAGCAGAAGAAAGGAAAUAUUGAUGUUUGGUGGUUAUACGAUGAUGGUGGUUUAACGCUUCUACUUCCUUAUAUCUUAACAACUCGAUCCCGAUUCAAGGACUGCAAACUAAGGGUCUUUUCGGUUGCUCAAGAUGAUAAAGUCAUCAGCGAUGAGCAGAGGAAUUUAGCGGCUUUACUUCGAAAAUUCAGAAUUCCAUUCACGGAUCUGUCUGUACUGUCAUCAGCUGGAGAACCGUUGCAUCAGCAAAGUGCGCAGAUAUUUGAGAACACGAUUUCCAAGUGGUUGACAAAGAACGAAGCAGAAAAGGAUCCAGUAGCCAUAACUAGAAGUUGCCUCAAUUCACACAAGAAAAAAACAAAUCAGUUUCUACGGCUUCGAGAGCUACUCGAGAAGCAUUCGAAAUCUUCAAACAUGGUUAUAAUGACUUUGCCUUUGCCAAGAAAAGACCAUUGCCCGGCAUUCUUAUACAUGGCCUGGUUAGAUAUUUUAACUAAUGGCAUGCCACCAUUUUUGUUAGUCAGAGGAAACCAAAAUUCUGUCCUAACUUUCUAUUCUUAAAUAACAGUUUUAGUACAUUCCAUUGGCUCUGAACUUUUACAGAUAGCAGUUAUUGAAAAUUGUUAUUCUUCCAGUUGUAUGUUACAUCUCACUUGUAUAUGCUAUAGAUUAUAGAUAUGUAGAUUUUUUUACUUAGAUUUUGAAAAAUAUGUUUUAAAUACUGAAUCAAUAAAUUGCUCUGACUUUUAAA